Molecule: messenger RNA, 2866 nt
Organism: Mercurialis annua (annual mercury)
Lineage: Eukaryota; Viridiplantae; Streptophyta; Magnoliopsida; Malpighiales; Euphorbiaceae
Product: pentatricopeptide repeat-containing protein At3g53700, chloroplastic
Exons: 1
Coding region: 255-2570 (771 amino acids)
Molecular function (GO): protein binding
Source: RefSeq, a predicted model, not a curated record
AAAUUAACAAUUUUUCAUAGUUAAGAGAUCAAAACGAGCAAAUAUAAAGUCCAGGGGCCGGUUAAUCUAAAUACGUAUAGUUAAAGGACCUCAACGACAUUGUUCCACCAUUAUCGUGUCUGUGACAAACCCAGCGGCUCUUCCUGCUCUCUUUUCAGUUUUCAUGCUCCGACACCUCUGUUAUCUUCUCCGGUUGUUGCUUCACCAAAACUAAACUAAGCAUCAAAAUUCAUAAUCAUUUUCCGGGUUUUAUUAUGCACACCACAUGUUUGAUAAAUAGCCUCAAUCAAAUGACAUUAUUUUCUGUCUCUACCACCUCUAUCAAAUGCUACCCUUUACUCCCCCACUCUCAUCACCAACACCAUUCUUUCAAUUUUUUACAGAAACCCAUAUCCAAUUCAACUCUAUGUUUAGCUUCAACACAGCAACAAUCGGCAACUUCUCUACUCCCUUCCAAUUUUACUCCAGCUCAGCUUCUCGACACUCUCCGUCGCCAAAAUGAUGAAACUGCAGCUCUUCGGUUGCUUAAUUGGGCAUCUAAGCAUCCCAAUUUUAUACCCAAUUCGUCCAUUUACGAAGAAAUUCUGCGUAAACUUGGUAAAGUUGGUUCUUUUAAUUCAAUGAAGGAUAUUUUGGAGGAAAUGAAGGCUCUUAGGUGUGAGGUUGAUAGGGGUAUUUUGUUAGUUUUUAUUGAUAGUUAUGCGAAGUUUGAUUUAUAUGAUGAAAUUCUUGGCAUUGUUGAAUUGAUGGAAGUUGAAUUCGGGUUGUUGUUAGACACUUUUUUGUAUAAUUUCUUGUUGAAUGUGCUUGUUGAUGGUAAUAAGUUGAAGUUAGUUGAAACUGCGCAUUCUGAUAUGGUUAGUAAAGGGAUUAAGCCGGAUGUUUCGACUUUUAAUAUAUUGAUUAAAGCUUUGUGUAAAGCUCAUCAAAUUAGGCCAGCUAGUUUAAUGAUGGAGGAGAUGUCCAGUUAUGGUUUGUCACCAGAUGAGAAGACGUUUACUACUAUAAUGCAGGGUUUUAUUGAGGAAGGGAAUAUGGAUGGUGCACUUCGAGUAAAAGAGCAAAUGGUGCGCGCUGGGUGUCCUGCGACUAAUGUGACUGUGAAUGUCUUGGUUCAUGGGUUUUGUAAAGAGGGGAGAGUUGAGGAAGCAUUGAGCUUUAUUGAUGAGAUGUCGAACGAAGGCUUCUUUCCUGAUAAGUUUACUUUUAAUACUGUGGUUAAUGGGCUGUGUAAGGCUGGACAUGUUAAGCAUGCUGUCGAAGUUAUGGAUAUGAUGCUUCAAGAAGGGUUUGAUCCAGAUGUAUAUACAUUUAACUGUUUGAUUUCUGGAUUGUGUAAAUUGGGUGAAGUUGAUGAAGCAGUGGAGAUUCUUGAUCAGAUGAUUUCGAGGGAUUGUUCACCAAACACUGUUACUUAUAACACGCUGAUAAGUAGUUUGUGCAAGGAGAAUCAAGUUGAAGAGGCUACUAAACUUACUCGUGUUUUGACUAGCAAGGGGAUUUUACCUGAUGUUUGUACAUUUAACUCCCUUAUACAAGGUCUGUGCUUAACAAGAAAUCAUGGCAUGGCACUGGAACUGUACGACGAGAUGAAACUUAAAGGGUUAAAACCUGAUGAGUUUACCUUCAAUAUGUUGAUCGACAGCUUUUGUUGCAGAGGGAAACUACAGGAAGCUCUGAGCUUGCUUAAAGAAAUGGAGUUAAGUGGCUGUGCUCGAAAUGUGAUAACAUACAAUACGUUAAUCGAUGGGUUUUGCAAAAACAGGAAGAUUGAAGAAGCAGAAGAGAUAUUUGACCAGAUGGAAGUUCAGGGAGUUUCGAGAAAUUCAGUAACUUACAAUACUCUGAUAGAUGGUCUUUGUAAGAGCAGAAGGGUGGAGGAAGCGGCUCAACUAAUGGAUCAGAUGAUAAUGGAAGAGCUGAAGCCUGACAAAUUCACUUACAAUUCUAUGCUUACCUACUUCUGCAGCGAGGGAGAUAUUAAGAAAGCGGCAGACAUUGUCCAAACCAUGGCUUCCAAUGGCUGUGAACCAGACAUUGUGACUUAUGGAACCCUGAUUAGGGGUCUGUGUAAGGCGGGUAGAGUGGAGGUAGCUAGUAAGCUCCUCAGAUCCAUCCAAAUGAAAGGCCUGGUUCCGACUCCGCACGCGUUUAACCCCAUAAUUCAAGCACUCUUCAAACGGAAAAGAGACAAGGAAGCUGUGAGGCUUUUUAGAGAAAUGGAGGAGAAGGGUAUUUCUCCAGAUGCAGUAACAUACAAGAUUGUUUUCCGUGGGAUGACCAACUCUGGAGGACCAAUAGGGGAAGCUGUUGAUUUUGUGAUUGAGAUGACAGAAAAAGGGUUUUUACCAGAAUUUUCGUCGUUCUAUAUGCUGGCUGAGGGACUUUCUUCUUUAUCUAUGGAAGAGACAUUAAUCAAGCUUGUUGACAUAGUCAUGGAGAAAGCAAAGUUCUCACAAAAUCAAGUUGCCAUGAUAAGGGGUUUUCUCAAAAUUCGCAAGUUCCAAGAUGCCUUGGCGACCUUGGGAGGUCUGCUCGACAACCAAAUGUCUAAGAGAUCUUACAGAUGAAGAGAGUUAUAGCACGGCAACCAGUUCAAAUGGUGAGGAGAACUGAGGUGGACAUUGUUUCGAUAGCUUCAGCUUCUGUUCAAUUAGUGAUGCAGGUAUUCCUUCAUUAGCCCCAGCUCAUGUUUAGUAAAAUUGUACUAUAUUAAUAUACUAGAUGAUCCUACGUUUGAUUUACUAAGUUUUGGAGGGAAUUAGGAUUGAAAUGAAAAUGAUUGUUAGUAUUUCUGUUUGGUUGGAAAAGAUUAUAUGAGAAUGAGAUCUCCCUAUCAAUGGAUAUCAGCCAUUCCCAUUGUUUA